Molecule: messenger RNA, 774 nt
Organism: Corylus avellana
Lineage: Eukaryota; Viridiplantae; Streptophyta; Magnoliopsida; Fagales; Betulaceae
Source: RefSeq, a predicted model, not a curated record
AUGUCGGACUAUUUUUCUCGAGACCUUCUGAUGCCAAUACUGGAAAGACUUCCGGCGAAAUCCCUCUUCCGUUUCAGACACCCAAACGUAGUCGUUCUUUGGGUCCCAUUUAUCCAAAUAUUCCUGACGCUUUCGGAGCCUUCAUUACCGGAUAGUAUUAGCGUCUCUGGACUUCAUUGUUACGCUCACGGGCUAGGGUAUAGUCGACCGAAAGACGAUUACAAGGUGGUGAGAUUGGUUUACCUUAUGAGUGAGGAUGAUACGUCGGUGAUACUUUCCUGUCAAGAUGAGGUUUAUAGUCUAAGAACCCGUCGUUGGAAGAGAAUAAAUGGGCCUAUGAUUUGGGCGUCUCAAACUUUGUCUCCGGCUUAUGUCAACGGAGUUAUCCACUGGACAUGCUUGGGGGCGUUGCUCUUGUUUGAUGUGAGUGACAAGGUAUUUUGCAAGAUGAAAUUACCCAAUGGGCUGACGCUGCGAGCCAUUGCGGCUUGUAAUGGCUCGCUUUUGGCUUUUGAUUACGAGUAUGAACUUCGCAUUUGUGGUCCCUGGGUAAUGAAAGAGUAUGGUGUUGUUGAGUCUUGGAUGAGACAUACUGUUAUUUUUUAUCCAGAUUGGAUGAUACGGGGUCCGGUUCCGUUGAGCUUUAGCAACAACCGUGAGUUGCUGGCGUCGACAAGAGCGGGAGAGCUGCUUUUCUGUGAUCGUAGACCACUAGAAAAGAAGAAGCUUGGAGAUUUGUAUGUAGACAAAUGCUUUGAGAGUCUCUAUAUUUGA